AUGGAAGCUUUGCCAAUUCUGGUGAGCAGUGUCAAGGCUAUACAGCAGGAACUAUCUGAGCUCAAAAUGAUCAAAGCAGAAUUUGCGGACAUGAAAUCGUCGAUUGAGUUUGUGCAUGGUUCAAUUGAAACCUUGAGUAACAGAGUAUCAAGCCUGGAGGAAGAACUUGACUCAAUGAAAAAAAAACAAACAGGAAAUGUCAAUUCUAAGAGAACAGGUGGAUAA
This is a messenger RNA of Arctia plantaginis, 225 nucleotides long. The record is from the annotation of a GenBank genome assembly. NCBI's taxonomy places the organism in Eukaryota, Metazoa, Arthropoda, Insecta, Lepidoptera, Erebidae.